This is a messenger RNA of Castor canadensis (American beaver), 783 nucleotides long. Its product is annotated as transmembrane epididymal protein 1-like. The record is from RefSeq and is a predicted model, not a curated record. Lineage: Eukaryota; Metazoa; Chordata; Mammalia; Rodentia; Castoridae.
AUGGGAGGCUUUGAGGGUCAUCUGUAUCCAGGGCUGUCUUUAUUCCUAUAUGGACUUUAUCAUGCACGACUUGUCUCCAGGGCCUUGAUAUGCAACUCUUCUGUGCAAUAUCCACCACACCGUCCUUGGAGCAAAGGAAGAUGGGCAAAGCUACGGCAAAUACACUAUGUUGGCUUGCUGAAGAUAUUGAGUGCCUGCAUUUUAGUAGCCCAAGAGCUGCAUAGCAUUCCAGGACAGUUUGUACUUAUCACCAAGAUAUUUCAUCAGAGAAACUUUAUGUUCCACAAACAGUGGCAGCAUCUCACUCUCUAUAUGACCUUCUUCUUAAGUGGGUGUGUAGACACAGUGAGCCAGAACCUGCUACCCCAGAGGUGUGCAGCUCUGGAGCAAGGUGCUCAAACUCUGGCCACAUUUAUAUUUCUGCCCUUGAUGGUGUCUCACAUGCAGGAUACAGAAGGAGUGGAGCUGCAGACUCACAUGCUGCUUACCCAGACCAUGUUCCUGCUGACACUGGUGGUGACCGCAGAGCUGUGGGCUCCCAACAUGGUGCUCCUCUGGAUGAUGAAGGCCUUUUUGUACCUCAUCACGGGCUCCUGGCUCAUGCAGAUGGGCUUCAUGCUGUACAAACCAGUCUCUGGCUAUAAAUGGAUGGACGAUGACAAGCAUGACAUCAUGUUUGCCACCACUUUCUUCUGCUGGCAUGUGGCCUUUGGGGCCAUUUUGAUGAUCUGGAUCUAUGGCCUCUCCUUUUUGUGGUAUUGUUACCUUUUUGUGAGUUUCUGA